Micropterus dolomieu (smallmouth bass) is the source of this 1354-nucleotide messenger RNA. It is a transcript of the gene jmjd8, whose product is annotated as jumonji domain containing 8. Gene Ontology annotation, cellular component: cytoplasm. NCBI's taxonomy places the organism in Eukaryota, Metazoa, Chordata, Actinopteri, Centrarchiformes, Centrarchidae. The record is from RefSeq and is a predicted model, not a curated record. The coding region runs from base 134 to 949 and encodes 271 amino acids. The transcript is spliced from 9 exons.
UUUUCUGAUUGGAUGUCUAACAGGAAGCGAGAGGGCAGUUCAUGCUUUGGGUUAAUAUAUGAAAUUCACCGUAAAUCGACUGUAUUUCCUCCUGAUUUUAGUUUUCUUUCCGUUUGCGCUGAUUCAGUUCUGAAUGGAAUAUAAUUCGGCUGUGUUAAACACAUGUACACAGUUUGUCCUGUUAUGUUUUAUCGUUCUGAAGGCGGAGGAUCCGUUAGGUGACGGAGGCGGCUGGUCAUUAAAUUCAGACUUCAGAUUGCAGGAUGAAGGUCCUUGUAACAUCGAUGUGUUGGACAGCGCUUCUCUCUCACACAGACAGUUCAUCGAAAGAUAUGCUUACAGCAGACCGGUGAUCCUCAGAGGUCUGACUGACAACACGAAAUUCAGGUCUUUGUGCUCCAGGUCGAGUUUACUAGAAGAAUAUGGCGACCGGAGAGUGCGGCUCAGUACAGCUAACACGUACUCAUACAAGAAAGUGGACGUCCCUUUCCAGGAGUACGUGGACGUUUUCCUGAGGCCUCAGUCUGCAGACGCCCUCGGCAGCGACACGCUGUAUUUCUUUGGCGACAACAACUUCACAGAGUGGCAGAGUUUGUUUGAGCACUACGAGGCGCCGCCGUACGUCCUGCCUCACACCAGCGGAGCCUUCAGCUUCGGGAUCGCAGGUCCUGGAACUGGUGUCCCCUUUCACUGGCACGGUCCUGGUUACUCUGAGGUCAUCUAUGGUCGGAAGCGUUGGUUCCUGUACCCGCCUGAUCAGGAGCCUCAUUUCCACCCGAACCGCACCACCCUGUCCUGGGUGACGGAGACCUACCCCCACCUGCCCGAGGACGAGGCUCCACUGGAGUGCACCAUCAGACCCGGAGAGGUGCUGUAUUUCCCUGACCGCUGGUGGCACGCCACCCUCAACCUGGACACCAGCGUUUUCAUCUCCACCUUCCUCGGCUGAGCUUCACCUUCACCUUCAUCUCCUCUUCCUUUUAAGGGAUUCAUCUCAUCUCUUUUUAUCAGAGUUCGGCGCAGACUGACGGGAGGAAAACACUCAACAAGAGACUGUAUCUGAUGCUUCAGGUGACUGACAGAGUGAUGAGCUGGGAUCAUUUAUUCUGAAGCCCCACAGUAACAUUCCAGGUUAAUCUUUUUAACAAAGAUUGUCCUUACAUUCAACCAUGUUUGAACAACAACAACAAGUAUUAAAGACCAAAGGAGCUAAAAGAGACGACGUUCUGUCACUUCUCUCAGGAUCAGUUGUAGGUGGAAAUACAUGGGAGAAUUAUUGAUCUAUGUUCAUUUUUAUCAGUUGGUUUUACUAUGAUGACGUAAUAAAGCACCAGUCUUUUGUGACAGGAAGAUG